AUGAAACAUUUAGAUCACACUGGGUCACUCUGGACGGAGCCUCAGUAUAAUAUUCAUUGGUGUGUAACUCCUAAAAUAGGUAGCACACAUUGGAAACAGGUGCUACGAUUUCUUUCCGGCGAUUAUCCAGCAAAGUUAAACAUUACCAAGCCAGAGGACAUAUCCCGUUUGUAUGUCCAUUCUACGACAGUGAAAAAUAUCAAACGUCGGGCGUUGUACAAAGCUAUUGUUCGAGGAGAGACGUCGAGUGGUAAAUUAUUCAUGUUUGCAAGGGAACCAUUCAGUCGCUUAUGGUCCGCAUACAUUGACAAGUUUUUUCUGCCGGAUUUCUGGGAAAAAGAAGCCCCCGCUGUCGUUAGCAGAGUUCGCUCCAACGUCACUUCGCAGCAGAUCACGUGUACAAUUGACGUCACGUUUGUAGAAUUUCUACUCUAUAUAGUGCAAUCUAAUACUGGCACAUUGAACCCACACUGGCGGCCGGUUUCUAAGCUGUGUAAUCCAUGCCAUGUUGAGUACGACGUCAUUGGCAAACAGGAAACUUUCGCUAAUGAUUCGAACUUAAUAAUAAAUAAAUUUGGACUCAGAAAAAAGAUACCCAAAUCAACAAGUACAAAAUCGUCAAGGGCCAAUGAAGAAAUAACAAUGUUGGUCAAAUUUAAUUUUGAUUUGGAGCAUUCUCUACCGGAAGGCUGUUUUGACGCAGAAGAUGUUGCAAAGCGCCUUUGGAAAGCUUUCCAGUAUAAUGGAUAUAUCCACAGAUCAAUUGAGAUGCCUUUGUCGAGUAUGCUGUCCCAUAACUUUAUUGAACAUCCCACAGCUGUGUUCUUGAAGCAUGCUUAUAUUGCCUUACAGUACCAGUCAGACAAUAAGUUGGUUUUAAAAGAUCAAAAACUCGAGAUGAUGUUAGAGGCGUAUGCGGGUGUUUCGAGAAAUCUGGUUGAUAAAAUAAAAGAAGUCUACAGCAAUGACUUUGAGAUGUUUGGAUAUGAUAAAUAUCUUUUGUGA
Mya arenaria is the source of this 1005-nucleotide messenger RNA. RefSeq names its product carbohydrate sulfotransferase 11-like. NCBI's taxonomy places the organism in Eukaryota, Metazoa, Mollusca, Bivalvia, Myida, Myidae. Gene Ontology annotation, cellular component: membrane. Gene Ontology annotation, biological process: carbohydrate biosynthetic process. The transcript has a single exon. Gene Ontology annotation, molecular function: sulfotransferase activity. Bases 1 to 1005 code for a protein of 334 amino acids. The record is from RefSeq and is a predicted model, not a curated record.